Ornithodoros turicata is the source of this 2723-nucleotide messenger RNA. Its product is annotated as acyl-CoA Delta-9 desaturase-like. Gene Ontology annotation, molecular function: stearoyl-CoA 9-desaturase activity; iron ion binding. The record is from RefSeq and is a predicted model, not a curated record. Gene Ontology annotation, cellular component: endoplasmic reticulum membrane. The coding region runs from base 286 to 1257 and encodes 323 amino acids. The transcript is spliced from 5 exons. Lineage: Eukaryota; Metazoa; Arthropoda; Arachnida; Ixodida; Argasidae. Gene Ontology annotation, biological process: unsaturated fatty acid biosynthetic process.
GUCACCUGCAUACAUGCCGGCUUACAUCCACACUAACAACCUCAUAGGAAUACGUGCUUCGAAAAAAGUUGGGUGGUGAAAGUGUCCCCAGACGACGGUCAACUCGGUGUCUCUUGUGAUGUACGACGCGCACGGGUCUUCGAGAGCUGGCGCUUCGGAUUUUUGAAAAGCGGAAGACUCUGUGGUUACUUAUUUGCCCAACCGUUGUGGGUUAGUGCAUCCCCCGUCGUGGGCUGACCUUUGAAUUCUUCGAAGGAACUCGUUUGCAGCUCAAAAGGAUUUGCAAUGGCUCCACGUACAGAAGUGAUCACGGAAACUAGGCAUGCCGAGCCACAACAACAUGAGACGGAGAAGCCGUACGAAAUUGAGAUGAUCUGGUCCAACGUGUUCAAGAUUGCUCUCAUCCACGCCAUGGCAUUGUACGGAGCAUACGUAGCUCUUGUGCAUGCUCAGUGGUCGACUAUUUUCUUCACCAUCUUCUAUCUGAUCUGUUCCGGACUGAGCGUGACAGCUGGAUCUCACCGGCUGUGGAGUCACAGGGCGUACAAAGCGAAACUGCCACUGAGGGUUCUGCUCAUGCUGUUCAACUGCAUGGCUGGACAGAAUGACAUCUACGACUGGGUACGAGACCAUCGGGUACAUCACAAGUACUCAGAAACCGAUGCUGAUCCACACAAUGUUAACCGUGGAUUCUUCUUCGCUCACGUCGGAUGGUUGAUGUGCAAAAAGCAUCCCGAGGUCACGCGAAAAGGGAAAGAGAUUGACUGCUCGGACGUUUACAACGACCCCGUGGUCAGGUUUCAAAUCAGAUAUCACAUCCCGAUGACCGUCCUCCUGUGCUUCAUCGUCCCGACUUACAUCCCGUACCGCUUGUUCGGCGAGAGUCGCUGGAACGCUUUCUUCGUCGCCGCUAUCCUUCGAUGGGUGUUCCAGUUGAACGGCACGUGGCUAGUGAACAGUGCAGCUCACCUCUGGGGCCAGAAACCCUACGACAAGGCCAUCUCCCCUGCCGAGAACAUCUUUGUCUCUUUCUUGGCCAUCGGAGAGGGCUUCCACAACUUCCACCACACCUUUCCUUGGGACUACUCCACCAGCGAAUUAGGCUGGAAGAUGAAUGUCUCAACGAUGUUUAUAGAUUUGAUGGCCAAGAUUGGCUGGGCGUACGACCUCAAGAAGCCCACCGAAGAGAUGAUACUCCAACGAGCCAAACGUACAGGCGACGGAAGUCACGAUGAAUAUGUACAGCCCUGGUACUGAGCAUGUACUCCGUAGAACGGAGUACACAAGGAAGUUUUAGAUCGUGCGUUCGUAAAGUAUGUAUCACUUGUUUCAGCUCGCGUUUUGAAGAAAAGAAAUGGGGAAACGAUCUCAUACGUUCUGCACAGUAUAGGCUUAUGUUCCAUUUUUAGGCGAUAGAGUAUAGCAUCUUCGAAUUUGUCGGGGCGAGUGCUGCACGCAUAACGGCAAGUGAUGUCAUUUAUGCCAGCCCAGUGAGGACACCGGUCCCAAGGACGUCCGUCUGUUCAUUGCGCGAGCUUAAGUGAUGUCACCAGUCGUACACCGGACUCAUUCUGCAACGGUUCGAGAGCCACGUCGAAACAUGAUACUUGUGUUCAGUUGCCAAAAGUUAUUCGCUGCUUAUGGUUGUCAAUGAGGCCGGCAUGCUGUCGGUGUCUCUAAUGGCAUCGUGAGAACGUUCAGUGUUAAUACAUGUAGGAAGCUGCAUAGUGAAAACUACGACGGAUUAAAAGAUGGUGCCACAGGGCGAAGACCAUCGCACGAUUAUGAACCAUAUUUUCUUUCGAUGCACAUUACUAUACAGUCGAUCACUAUUAUUAACGUGACUCACAGUCGAACCGAAAUUAUCAGUCAAUCUUGCUGUGAACUACACAUUGGCCAUCAAGAAAGUCCCUGCUGGUAUGGACAGUUUUCAAAUGCAGCCACUACUCUACUCCAGCAUGACCCUUUACAUGCUUCCUCUGCGAGCGAAACAAUGCCCACAUGACAGCGAAACGCUCUUCCAUCAAGUCGGAUUCAUCAUGACUUGCAAAUGGCUAAAGAACGUGCUGUAGUCGUCCGCAUGUGAAAUGCAUGCGAGAGCGGCGCAAUUGUGCGUUGCAAGAACAAAAAGUUUCGUCAUUUCUGAAGCACGACGUUGUUGUUGUUGUUGUUGUUGUUAUUAUUAUUGUUGUUAAAGACAAAGGAAACAAAAAACAAACAAACAAACUGUUUGACUGCCGCAAGGGAGCUUCUCAUAAAAAUGAAUAUCUUCUGAAAAAGAGAACUUUGAAAACACUUUAUUAUUCUUUCGCUUUCGGUUUCUCUUGUUGACAUUGAAAAACAAAAAUCACCGCGAAGAAGGAGGGAUGUGCAAUGGACUGACAGAUACACUCCCUUGCUCCGUUGGCCUCGCGUUUCUUAACCCAGACUGUCUUUGUGUCAUAGCAACAAGUUGCUCAUGUUUCGUAUGUUUUUUUUUUUCGUCCAACCAGUGCAUAAUAUCACGAUGUACUCUUGUGUCAGUGUUUUGGAUCGAAUUUCAGUUGGGCAUGAUGUCUCCCGCCAUCUAAGUCAUACUCCAAAGGGAAGCCGUGAUUGUAGUUGUUGACCUUACAGUGCACAUUCUUUAUUUCAGUUCAAUACUCACGUAUGUACAUAGCGUCUUAUAUUGUGUUAUGUGAUUUUAGCCUGUCAUGAUUUUCAAUAAACAUUAUAAUAACUCG